AGUUGAAUUUUAUAUGAAUGAAAAUACAUUUAAAGAGAGACUAAAGCUCUUCUUCAUCAAAAACCAAAGAUCAAGUCUGAGAAUACGAUUAUUCAAUUUCUCUCUCAAGCUACUGAGCUGUUUCCUAUACAUAGUUCGUGUGCUUCUGGAUGAUCCUACACAAGGACUUGGAUGUAAGGAAUUAAACCGGAGUUGUUCCAAUCAAAACUACACACCUGGAACAAUUGAUUGGUCUCCCAUUAUUUGGGUGAAUCGAAGCUUACCUUUAUGGGGAUUACAGGUGUCUGUGGCUGUAAUAAGUCUCUUUGAAACUCUGUUGCUAAGUUAUCUAAGCUACAAGGGAAAUAUCUGGGAACAAAUUCUGAGAAUACCCUUUCUCCUGGAAAUAAUUAAUGCUGUCCCUUUCAUCAUCACGAUUUUCUGGCCAGUCCUAAGAAACCUGUUUAUUCCUGUAUUUUUAAAUUGCUGGCUGGCAAAGCAUGCUUUAGAAAAUAUGAUUAAUGAUCUUCACCGAGCCAUCCAACGCACACAGUCAGCAAUGUUUAACCAAGUGCUCAUUUUAAUAUCUACCUUAUUAUGUCUCAUCUUCACUUGUAUUUGUGGAAUUCAGCAUCUGGAACGAGCAGGAAACAGGUUGACUCUCUUUGACUCCCUUUAUUUCUGCAUAGUGACAUUUUCUACUGUGGGCUUUGGGGAUGUUACACCCAAGAUAUGGCCUUCAAAGCUGCUUGUUGUCAUUAUGAUCUGUGUUGCUCUUGUGGUGUUGCCCAUUCAGUUUGAACAGCUGGCAUAUUUGUGGAUGGAGAGGCAAAAGUCUGGAGGAAACUACAGUAGAUACAGAGCUCAGACGGAAAAACACGUUGUGCUGUGUGUGAGCUCUCUGAAAAUUGACUUACUCAUGGAUUUCUUAAAUGAAUUCUAUGCCCACCCCAGACUGCAGGACUAUUACGUGGUUAUUUUGUGUCCCACGGAGAUGGAUGCUCAGGUCCGAAGGGUGUUACAAAUCCCAAUGUGGUCCCAAAGAGUUAUCUACCUGCAAGGCUCAGCUCUAAAAGAUCAAGACCUGUUGAGAGCUAAGAUGGACAAUGCUGAAGCCUGUUUCAUCCUGAGCAGCCGCUGUGAGGUGGACAGGACAGCAGCUGAUCACCAAACAAUUUUAAGAGCAUGGGCAGUUAAAGACUUUGCUCCAAAUUGUCCUUUGUAUGUUCAGAUACUGAAGCCUGAGAAUAAAUUCCACAUCAAGUUUGCAGAUCAUGUUGUAUGUGAAGAGGAAUUCAAAUAUGCUAUGCUUGCUCUAAAUUGUAUAUGUCCAGCUACUUCUACAUUAAUCACUCUGCUGGUUCAUACAUCUAGGGGACAUACAGCCCCAUGGGAAGCUUUCAGACAACUCACUGGAACCAAGCAGACAUUAAACAGGGAGAGUCAGCAAUCACCAGAACAAUGGCAGAAAAUGUAUGGCAGAUGCUCUGGUAACGAAGUGUAUCACAUUAACCUGGAAGAAAGUACAUUUUUUGCAGAGUAUGAGGGGAAGAGCUUCACAUAUGCUUCUUUCCAUGCACACAAAAAGUUUGGAGUCUGUCUGAUUGGUGUUAGAAAGGAAGAUAACAAAAACAUUUUGCUGAAUCCAGGUCCUCGAUAUAUCAUGAGUUCUACUGAUAUAUGCUUUUACAUAAAUAUCACCAAAGAAGAGAAUUCUGCUUUUAAGAAGCAAGAAAAGCAUAGAAAAAACCAUGAAUCAAAAUUAUCUUAUCAUGGAGCUUCUAGGUUACCAGUACACAGUAUAAUAGCCAGCAUGGGGACCGUGGCCAUCGAUCUGCAGGACACCGGGUGCCGCGGGGCCAGCGGGGCCACCCUGGCCCUCCCUGCCGAGGGGGGCAAGGAGGGCAGGAGGCCCAGCAUAGCCCCAGUGCUGGAGGUUGCAGACUCCUCCCUGCACACCUGUGACCUGCUCAGUGACCAGUCAGAGGAUGAAACCACCCCGUCGGAUGAUGAAGUCUCUGCAGGCUUCGAGUAUGCCAAAGGCUAUCCUCCUUACUCUCCUUAUAUUGGAAGUUCUCCCACCUUUUGUCAUCUUCUGCAUGAAAAAGUACCCUUCUGUUGUCUAAGACUGGAUAAGGGAUGCCAGCAUAACUACCAUGAAGAUGCCAAAGCCUAUGGAUUCAAAAAUAAAUUGAUUAUAGUUGCAGCAGAAACUGCUGGAAAUGGCUUAUAUAACUUUAUUGUCCCUCUCAGAGCUUAUUACCGACCAAAGAAAGAGCUAAACCCCAUUGUAUUACUGCUGGAUAACCCCCUAGAUGACUUAUUAAGGUGUGGGGUCACCUUUGCAGCUAAUAUGGUGGUGGUGGACAAAGAAAGCACAAUGAGUGCUGAGGAAGACUACAUGGCAGAUGCCAAGACUAUUGUGAAUGUUCAAACCCUCUUCAGGUUGUUCUCCAGCCUAAGCAUUAUCACAGAACUAACUCACCCAGCCAACAUGAGAUUCAUGCAGUUCAGAGCCAAAGACUGCUAUUCUCUUGCUCUGUCCAAAUUGGAAAAGAAAGAGCGGGAGAAGGGAUCUAAUCUGGCAUUUAUGUUUCGACUGCCCUUUGCUGCUGGCAGGGUUUUCAGCAUCAGCAUGUUGGACACACUGCUUUAUCAGUCAUUUGUGAAAGAUUAUAUGAUUUCUAUCACAAGACUUCUACUGGGACUUGACACCACACCAGGAUCUGGGUUUCUUUGUUCUAUGAAAAUCACAGAAGAGGAUCUGUGGAUUAGGACAUAUGCCAGACUGUAUCAGAAGCUUUGUUCCUCUACAGGAGACAUUCCAAUUGGAGUCUACAGGACAGAGUCCCAGAAGCUCACAACAUCCGAGUCUCAAAUCUCCAUCAGCGUGGAGGAGUGGGAGGACACCAAAGACACCAAGGAGCAGUUCAGCUGCCGCGGGAAUCACCGGAACUCGACAUCCAGCGACCAGUCCGACCACCCGCUGCUGCGGAGGAAGAGCAUGCAGUGGGCACGGCGCCUGAGCAGGAGGGCCCCCAGGCACUCUGCUAAAACUGCUGAGAAGAUCAACCAGCAGAGAAUGAACCUCUACAGGAGGUCAGAAAGGCAGGAGCUCGCUGAACUCGUGAAGAACAGGAUGAAGCACCUGGGCCUUUCUCCAGCAGGAUACGAUGAAAUGAAUGAUCAUCAGAACACCCUUUCUUACAUCCUGAUCAACCCUUCUCCAGAUACAAGAUUAGAGCUGAAUGAUAUAGUAUACUUGAUCCGACCUGAUCCAUUGACUUAUGUUCCAAAUGCUGGACCCAGCCGAAAGGACAGCUUCUGCAAUACAGUGGGACAAGACACCAGGGAGGAGACACAACUUUGAUAUGUAACUCACCACAAAAUUCAGAGACAAUUUUAUACACAUGGUGGUUCCACUAACCAUUUUGCAAACUGAGUGGUACAUUUUAUUCAGAUUUUGGAAACAAAAUGACAGUGGAUAAGUGACCAAAUGCAGAAAUGUGGUGCCUAGAAACUCUGAUUUCAGGGAUUGUCAGGUCUGUGGCCUGUUCAGUAUGGUAGUUGAACUUUGUCAGCCUAACAGAAUGAUGACACCCAUUGCUAUUUAACCCAUAUAUGAACAAAUGUCAGAUCCCACCACGUUUUGCUUAGAUGCUCCUAAGCGUAUUUAUGCAGGUGGCAGCAUGUCAGUGACUGUUUCUGACUGACAUCAGAUUAUCUGAUGCCCAUAGAGAGACAGUGCCUGAUUUGUAGCAGCAAAUAUGUUAAUACCUGAAGCUGCCAACAAGGCUUUCUGUACCAAGAAUUCAGUCGUAGAAAUAAUUUUCAAUCUCAGCCUGUCACCCACUUUUAUUUGUACAGAUUACUUUCAGUCCCAUUUUAGCCUCCAGUUCGUGGAUUUUUGCACAGAUCAGGUUGAAUGGCACAACCUGGUCACACUACAGAGGUUGAGACUCAUCAAUGAAAGAAGAGCCCAGCUGCAGAAAAGUCCCUCUCAUCUCACUCAGGCAGCCCCCCCCAACACUGGCAAAAAACUGGGAAGUUGCUGUGUGAAGCUGCAUACAGGGGUAGCUCAGGUGAAACACAAGCCUUUGAACCUUGGUGAGCUUGCCUAUAGAAGCCCGAGUAGACUAUUACACAAAAGUGAGAGCAUCCCUCUACAAGCCCUUAACAUGUUCAUGAAUAUGCCAGAACUACAGUUGUCCAAAGCAUUUCAUGCCUAGUCAUCCAGAUUACCCAAAAGUGCUACAUUUUUACAUGAAAUUAUGUAUCUCAUUGAAAAUUAAAGGAAUUUACAAAUUCCACAAAAUUAAUGUAAUUCCACAUAGUGUGAAAAAGCAUUAUGGAUCUAAAACCUCUGCUUUGGAAGCAGCUACAGUUGGUCAAGCUUUCUACAGAAUUAAGCAUUUCUGUCCAUGAUCUUCCAAGAUCACUGUCACAAAAGGGGAAGAACAUACUCAAGGUUUUAAAUUCCUUUCUGUUACAAGUAUCCACAUAGAACUACUCAGAGAAUUACUACAAGUAAUUUUGCAGGUAGUCUAAUAUGGAAAGAAUGAUUAUUCUCUGAACUCCCUUGAUGUCCUACAUAUACAAAAAAAAGUCAAAACUGUUUAUACUCUCUUCCAUAUCAAUUGGUAGAAGUACAUUUUAUUUCUGAAACAGUAACCACAACCAAGUUUCCCAGUAAGCAACUCCUGGAUGUGAGGGUGUUUAUCAGCAUUUUAAAGAUAUUGAGAUCAAGUCACUUUCAUAUUAGGAAUGACAGAAAAUCUGUUUUUACUUUCUGCCUUCCUCUUAAUGAUUUCAAGGUUUAACAAUUCAGUGGUUCUGCUCAGAGUCCAUUAUUGCUCAGUGCUUUUCCACACUUCAGUCAUUCACAAGUUUAUUCAGAGGUAAAGUAUUUCAAAUGAGCACUGUGGGAAACAAAGAAACAAUUAAAACAGCUGCACAGACUGAAGUCUACAUUAUUUCAAGAAACAGUAUAUGGUACAGGAUCUUGUCCAAGACCUGUCAUAGAAGUUAGCCAGAAGAGUUUGCUUGUGCAGUGUGAAUAACUUUUCUAUUUUUAAUACCUUCAGGGAGAAGACUCUAUUCCAGUUGAAUAUUUUUUUAAAAAAUAAAAGUUUCUUAAAAAAGUUCAUUCCAAAAUAUUAGAAGGAUCUUUUGUUUUAUACUGAAGGCUUCUUUAAAGGAGUCUCAAGGAGUCAGAGAGGCUUCCAGAACCAUGGCUAUCCUUCAGCAGGCAAGCUGGAGUCACACUUCACAGAAAUUGCCUGUGUGUGUAUAUAGCACACACCACUGAUUCAAGGACUCUGCCAAAAGGAUCCACAGCCAGGGCUGGAGUCCUCACAUUUAACAGCCCAUAAAGCAGCAGAAACAAGCAGUCAGGUGUGUCCAUUUGCUCACUUAACUCAGCAGAAUUGCUGCUCAGCUAGAUUGGAAUCGUGGUAUCUAAUGUGACCUGGUAUUUCUCCAGGCUUAAUGAAUUUCUAAUUGCUCAUUAGCCCCGGGAGAUUUGCUAAAGCAAACACAAAGACAGCUGGAGACACUUGGAGUCCCUAAAAUGAAUGCAAGGCAAUCUUUAUGAACAAAACACUUUGUUCUCUUCAAAAUCUGCUGAAGACAAGCAAGGUAGUAAAAACUAACAGCAGCUUCUGAUGAAGCAGAAGUUCUAAUAACCCGUGAAUAAUGUACCACAAAGUUCAGCUGUUCAGAAUAAUACUGUCUUUCAUGUUGAAAGCAGAACAGGUUUGCUUCCUCUGGAAUAUCUUCACAGACAAACUGCAUUCUAGUGGGAUUUCGAUCUUCCAAGACCAGCCUAAGCACCACUACAUUAACCCUGAAUGAGACAGUAUGCACAGUCCCUCAGUGGCCAGGGAGGUGAUUCUUUAUGGUCAUGCUACAGACAAUCUUACGUUCACACACUUUUUUCUCAUCAUGAUUAUCUGAAAUGUAACACAAGCCUAACUGGACUGGAGACCAGACUGAAGAACAGAAAUCUCAAGGCUCAGGGCUGGAGAAGGGAUAAUCAAGUUCUAGAAUGAGCAGGGUCAAAUGACUUGAACAGAGGCGUUUGAGCAGGCAACAGUUCACUCAGUGGAGAGAGAAAUGUGGAGCUGUGAUGAAAAGAUGAUUUCUAUCUGUGCUUAGCUGUAUGUAUUUUUCCUCCUGGCUCACUUCUAUCAACAUCCCAAAGAUGCUCCUCUUCCCCAAAACUGCCUUAGCACAGCCCAAGCAGUUUGGUACCCAGAGUCACAGACCCAGAGAGGGAAGUGCUAGCUGAUAAUAACUGCUUCAUUCUCAAGGGAAUGUCCAGCAAAGCCAGACCUACCUAUGAAAAUGUGUUACCUAGUCUGCA
Messenger RNA from Ficedula albicollis (Collared flycatcher), 6343 nucleotides. RefSeq names its product potassium sodium-activated channel subfamily T member 2 (gene KCNT2). Lineage: Eukaryota; Metazoa; Chordata; Aves; Passeriformes; Muscicapidae. The coding region runs from base 14 to 3349 and encodes 1111 amino acids. Gene Ontology annotation, biological process: potassium ion transport. The record is from RefSeq and is a predicted model, not a curated record. The transcript is spliced from 28 exons. Gene Ontology annotation, molecular function: intracellular sodium-activated potassium channel activity. Gene Ontology annotation, cellular component: membrane.